UUAAAAGGCGCAACGUCCUUUGGUCUCCGCCGAUGUCGCGAUAUACGUUGCGUUUUCCUCGUGAUUUUAAAGUGCAAAACAGACGUAUUUAAAGGAAGAGAGGAGAAGAAAGCUCGCCAAGGACGGAAUCCAUUAAAUUGUUGUUAAGGCUCGACGUACGAGGUUGGUUAGAAACGAUACGCGACUUAUCGUUGAGCGUAGAAGAAACGUCAAGUCAGGGUGAAUCGCUUCCGUCGAACAGCUGAUUGAUCUUGCGUGUUGUGUUUACGCGUCUCCACGUUUCGUUGAUGCCGAUUUAGCGAUGGAUAAUGCGAGUGACGGAUCGAAGGGACUCAAGUCCAACGAGGAGGUUAUCGAGGAGCUCACCCGAGAUCUAAAAAGUUCCUGCAUCAAAGUGGACGAGAAUGCGGAAUCGAAAAACACCACGAAUGACUCGUGGGAUGUCCUAGAUAAGGAGAAGGAUAAUGAUAGCGCACAAGAUGCAGAGCCUUCGGACGAUGCAAUCGAGGAUCUUCUCAAGGACAGAGAUCUGUCACUUUCAGAAGCUGAACAGGAGGAAUUGAAGUGCGAGGCGGAGGGUUUAAAGCAGACGGGGAAUGAUCUCUUCAAAAAUGGCGAAUACGUGUCGGCGAUAUCUCAAUACACGCAAGCUUUGCAGAUUUGCCCUUUAGCAUAUAGCAAAGAAAGGUCUAUAUUGUAUGCUAACAGAGCAGCGGCAAAAGCAAAAUGUCAGACAGAGAAGGACUCGGCGAUAUCUGAUUGCACAAAAGCUAUUGAAUUAAAUUCCGCCUAUGUAAAGGCUUACAUUAGAAGAGCACAAUUGUACGAGGAGACGAAUAAGUUGGACGAGGCAUUAGAAGAUUUUAAAAAAGUACUAACAUUCGAUCCUAAUCACACAGAGGCUAAUCAUGCUAUUAAGAGGUUACCUCCAUUAAUUAAUGAAAGAAACGAAAAGUUAAAGACAGAAAUGUUGGGGAAGCUUAAAGAGCUAGGUAACAUAGUGUUGAAGCCCUUCGGCCUUUCCACAAAUAACUUUGAGCUGCAGCAGGAUCCCAACAGUGGUGGUUAUUCCGUAAAGUUUCAUCAGAACCCUAUGUAACAAGCUAGUUAUAUAUAUUUCUUAUUAUAAGAAUUAUGGAUGGAAAGAUCUUUUAUCCAUAAGAAUUAAGAUAUAUUUAUAUAAAGCACAAUCCUAUUAUGGAUUUCACUCCUAAGAGAUUCACGUAAUAAAAUAUAAGUAUUAA
Messenger RNA from Camponotus floridanus (Florida carpenter ant), 1244 nucleotides. It is a transcript of the gene Ttc1, whose product is annotated as tetratricopeptide repeat protein 1. The coding region runs from base 302 to 1099 and encodes 265 amino acids. The record is from RefSeq and is a predicted model, not a curated record. The transcript has 4 exons. Gene Ontology annotation, molecular function: protein binding. NCBI's taxonomy places the organism in Eukaryota, Metazoa, Arthropoda, Insecta, Hymenoptera, Formicidae.